GAGAGAGUGUGUGCAAGUGGACCUGGGAUCCUCAGGUGUUCGUCUCCAGUCAUGGCCGGGAAUUCAGAGAAAGUACCGAUUGCCUCCGCGGGGCCGGAAGACGUGCAGCAGUUCAUGCCUCCGGCUUACUCUACUUUGGCGGUGAAGCCCGCCGCCACCGGGCGCUUCCUCAAGGCCGGGAUCGCGGUGCUGAUCGCCGGGGCCCUGCUGCUGCUCCUGGGGGCCGUCGGAGCCUUUUACUUCUGGAACAACCAAGAAAAACACGUCUACAAUGUCCACUACAGCAUGAGCAUCAAUGGAAAAGUGGAGGAGGGCACCAUGGAGAUCGACACGGAAAACAACAUGGAGAAGUUCAGCACCGGCAGCGGGGCGGACGAGGCCGUGGAGGUCCACGAUUUUGAGAUUGGAAUCACUGGGAUUCGCUUUUCAGGCAGUGACAAGUGCUACAUCAAGACCCAGGUGAAAGCUCGCCUGCCCGACGUGGAGACCCUCGACAAGGACUCGAUGACCUUUGACUUGGACGACGAAGUGAUGCCGGCCAGGUUCGAGGACGACCUGGUGUGGGUGGCGGCCGGCGCGCCUCUCUCGGAUUCCGCCUUCCUCAGCAAGAAGAUCAAGGAUUUGUGCGGAGACCUGCCAAUCUUCUGGCUCCGCCCCACCUACUCCACAAGCGGACAAAGGAAGACGGGGGCCGCCUCCCGCCGCCGCCGUCAGGCACGCAGGGAUGAGGUGGAAGAGGACGUGGAGGCAGAGUUCAACCCCGAGAACCCCUAUCAGAAUAACCUCCAGGGGGAAGACACCAUGAACAUCGACCCCAUGUUGGACCACGAGGGCGUUUGCUGCAGGGAGUGCCGCCGCGGCUACACCCACUGCCAGCGGAUCUGCGAGCCACUGGGAGGAUACCACCCGUGGCCGUACCACUACCGCGGCUGCAGAGUGGCCUGCAGGGUCAUCAUGCCCUGCAACUGGUGGGUGGCACGCAUUCUGGGCAUCGUCUAGACAGAAAUUACGGCUUUGUUUGGUUCUGCUCUAAGCAGAUAUCUGGGCGUGAAAGCAGAAAAUAAAUGUGACGCUGAGAGAAUAGGACACAGACUUGUAAACGGCAUUUCACUUUAACAUCUAUUUAGCUGUAGGAUAAAAACUUAUUUAUGAAGAUGUCAUCUGUGCAUUCUCCACUUCCUGUUUGGAUGUACACUACAGGCCACACCUUCUCAUUUAAAUGCGUUUUCCUUAUUUUCAUGACUAUUUACAUUGUGGAUUGUCACUGAAGGCAUCAAAACUAUGACACCUGUGAAGUGAAAACCAUUUCAGGUGACUCUUGAAGCUCAUGGAGAGAAUACCAAGAGUGUGCAAAGCAGUAAUCAGAGCAAAAGGGUGGCUAUUUUGAAGAAACUCAAAUAUAAAUCAUGUUUUCAGUUACUUCACCUUUUAUGAUUUGUACAUUUUUCAGAAUGUGCUUGAUCUAUUUUUUAAACAAAGAAAACAAUCUUGAAGUUGUCUUUAUUUUUAAGUUAUCGUGCUGAGAUUUUACCAGUCCGGGUCACUUGGGUGUAGAUUUUUUUCUCCGUGUGGCCCCCGAUCUAAAAUGAGUUUGACAGACUGUCAAAACUACGAAUGAACACAUGUGGAGUUAUGUACUUAACAAAAAAAAAAGGUGAAAUAACUGAAAACAUGCUUUAUAUUGUAGUUUCUUCAAAAUAGCCAGCCUUUGCUCUGAUGACUUUUUCACACACUCUUGGCAUUCUCUCCAUCAGCUUCAAGAGGUAGUCACCUGAAAUGGUUUUCACUUCACAGGUGUGCUUGAAGCUCAUGUAGAGAAUACCAAGAGUGUGCAAAGCAGUAAUCAGAGCAAAAAGGUGGCUAUUUUGAAGAAACUCGAAUAUAAACCAUGUUUUCAGUUACUUCACCUUUUAUGAUUUGUACAUUUUUCAGAAUGUGCUUGAUCUAUUUUUUAAACAAAGAAAACAAUCUUGAAGUUGUCUUUAUUUUUAAGUUAUCGUGCUGAGAUUUUACCAGUUCGGGUCACUUGGGUGUAGAUUUUUUCUCCGUGUGGCCCCCGAUCUAAAAUGAGUUUGACAGAUUGUCACUGAAGGCAUCAAAACUACGAAUGAACACAUGUGGAGUUAUGUACUUAACAAAAAAAAAAGGUGAAAUAACUGAAAACAUGCUUUAUAUUGUAGUUUCUUCAAAAUAGCCAAGUAUUUAGAAAAGUGCUGAAAAGUAUCUAGAUACAUUUUGGUACCGGUACCGGUACUAAUAUAUUGGUAUCGACACUAAUGACUUAAGAUUAGGCACAUAUGUCUUCCAUGAGAGUCCCCAAGUGAAAAGCACAAAUAUUAAAUAUUUGCCCAAACUCAUCUAGACUUCGAUGGCAUUUUCAGUGACGGGCUCUAGUUGCAUCUGUAAAACCAAGUCGAGCAAAGUCAAUAUUUUCCACGCCUCACACUGAUCCCACUCUUUUGCUUCCCUCAAGAAUAACCUCUAGGGGGAAGACACCAUGAACCAUGCUCUGAUAACUUUUUCGCACACUCUUGGCAUUCUCUCCAUCAGCUUCAAGAGGUCGUCACCUGAAAUGGUUUUCACUUCACAGGCGUGCUUGAAGCUCAUGGAGAGAAUGCCACGAGUGUGCAAAGCAGUAAUGAGAGCAAAAGGGUGGCUAUUUUGAAGAAACUAGAAUAUAAAACAUGUUUUCAGUUAUUUCACCUUGUUUUUGUUAAGUACAUACCGGUAACUCCACAUGUGUUCAUUCAUAGUUUUGAUGCCUUCAGUGACAAUCUACAAUGUAAAUAGUCAUGAAAAUAAAGAAAACGCAUUGAAUGAGAAGGUACUGUAAAUACAUCUUCUGUCAACUUCUAGAAACUUAACAGUCUAGUGAGAAAUAUAUGUGACGCUUGCAAUUUCUCAAGCCCUUUACCCACUUUACACGUAGUACUCGUUACAGCAAUGUCCUGUAGUAUCUAAUGUU
This is a messenger RNA of Nerophis lumbriciformis (worm pipefish), 2965 nucleotides long. Its product is annotated as leukocyte cell-derived chemotaxin 1-like. The record is from RefSeq and is a predicted model, not a curated record. NCBI's taxonomy places the organism in Eukaryota, Metazoa, Chordata, Actinopteri, Syngnathiformes, Syngnathidae. Gene Ontology annotation, biological process: negative regulation of angiogenesis; negative regulation of endothelial cell proliferation.